GAAGCGCUUGUUGUUGGAAUGAUGAAAAGAAGUCUUAAUUAGAGAUACAGGAUGAGGAGAUAAAAUGAAGCUUCUUUUUUUAAAUAAUUGUGAUGAUUUUGUAGAUUUGACAGAAAGUUGCAUCCUCUCGUGCAACAACUCUCUUUAGUGCAUUGCCUUUUAAAACUUUUCUGGACACAGAAAGGAAGGAAAAAGUCUAAUACGGCAGCAACAGCAGCGCCUAAACAUGACACCACAGAUGUUGCAAACAAAGGAACAAAGAAAAUAAACCGUGUGCCUUCCAAUUUAAAUUAUUUAGAAACAGAAUCCGGUGCGUUUGGGGAUUGAUCUUUGGAGAGAUGCACCAGUCUUGUUUUUUAGUUUGCAUCGACGCACAGGAACAAAACACGAUCGUAAAAACAAACGCACUUGCGAGCAGGUAAACACCCACGCCCUAAAAUUUACGAAAAUUUUCCUCUCUGAUACUGCGCGCCGGUAACGGCGCACUUGCGAAGAAAUCCGAGGUUGCCUGUGGUCCCUGAAGGUAUCAUCUCCUGUUGCUCCGAGAGGAGGCAGGCCGGUGAUUUUCCACUGCCUGUAUGUAGUCCCCCCAGACUCUCCCCCUCUCUGGUGAAAGACAAAGGUCAGAAAGAAGCUUAUAAAUAGGCUAAAAUAUAGGCUACCGACGCGUCCAGCCCUCAGUCGCUCUCACGGACACAGGAGGACACGGACAAGACGAAACGGACAAGGGACCGCGCUCAAAGGACAUUAAAAGGACAAAAAAUAAUCUACAGAAUCACACCAACAUAGCAGAAUGGCUCAAAAAGAGAAACUCCAGUGUCUGAAGGACUUCCAUAAGGACACCCUGAAGCCAUCUCCUGGUAAGAGCCCUGGCACCCGGCCUGAAGAUGAGGCGGAGGGCAAACACCCCCAGCGGGAGAAGUGGGCCAGCAAGCUGGACUUUGUUCUGUCUGUGGCUGGCGGCUUCGUUGGUUUAGGGAACGUCUGGCGUUUCCCGUACCUCUGCUAUAAGAAUGGUGGAGGUGCGUUUCUCAUCCCCUACUUCAUUUUCCUGUUUGGCGGAGGUCUGCCAGUCUUCUUCCUGGAGGUCGCCCUGGGUCAGUUCACCUCCGAGGGUGGCAUCACCUGCUGGGAGAAGCUCUGCCCCAUCUUUACUGGUAUUGGUUACGCCUCCAUUGUGAUCGUGUCCCUGCUGAAUAUCUACUACAUCGUCAUCCUGGCUUGGGGCCUCUACUACCUGUUCCAGUGUUUUCAGCCAGAGUUGCCCUGGGCCAAGUGCAAGCAGCCCUGGAACACCGAUCGCUGCAUCGAGGACACCUACCGCAAGAACAAAAGCCUUUGGCUGGCUGCCAACGCCUCCAACUUCACCUCCCCCGUCACCGAGUUCUGGGAACAUAAUGUGCUGGGUAUCACCAGCGGUAUUGAGGAUAUCGGUCCUGUUAAAUGGGACCUGGCCCUGUGUUUACUGCUCGUCUGGGUCAUCUGCUUCUUUUGCAUCUGGAAGGGGGUCAAAUCCACUGGAAAGGUGGUCUACAUCACAGCCACGUUCCCAUUCGUCAUGCUCAUCGUGCUGUUGAUUCGUGGCGUGACGCUGCCGGGUGCUUCCGAGGGCAUCAAGUUCUACCUGUAUCCCGACCUCGCUCGCCUGAAGGACCCAGAGGUGUGGAUUGACGCCGGCACGCAGAUCUUCUUCUCCUACGCCAUCUGUCUGGGCGCCAUGACGUCCUUGGGGAGCUACAACAAGUACAAAUACAACUGCUACAGGGACUGUUUGCUGCUGGGAGCCCUCAACAGUGGUACCAGUUUUGUGUCUGGCUUCGCAAUAUUUUCCGUCCUGGGCUUCAUGGCACAAGAGCAAGGGGUGGACAUUGCUGAUGUGGCAGAGUCAGGUCCAGGCCUGGCGUUCAUUGCCUACCCUAAGGCUGUAACCAUGAUGCCUUUUCCUACACUCUGGGCAAUCCUCUUCUUCAUUAUGCUGCUGCUGCUUGGCCUCGACAGUCAGUUUGUGGAGGUGGAAGGGCAGAUCACAUCACUGGUGGAUCUGUAUCCGUCCUUCCUAAGGAAGGGAUACCGCAGAGAGGUCUUCAUCGCUAUCAUCUGCUGCAUCAGCUACCUGCUUGGACUUACCAUGGUUACCAAGGGUGGCAUGUAUGUUUUCCAGCUGUUUGACUACUAUGCAGCUAGCGGUGUGUGCCUUCUGUGGGUGGCAUUCUUUGAAUGUAUAGCUGUUGCCUGGGUUUAUGGCGUUGAUAAUUUCUACGAUGCGCUUGAGGACAUGAUUGGCUACAGACCAAAUCCUUGGAUGAAAUGGAGCUGGUCUGUUAUCACUCCUUUACUGUGCAUGGGCUGCUUCAUCUUCUCCUUGGUCAGAUACAAGCCAUUGACGUACAACAAGGUGUACGAGUAUCCUGACUGGGCCGUUGGAAUAGGCUGGACUCUGGCCUUGGCCUCCAUGAUCUGCAUUCCCAUGGUGGUGGUCAUCAAGAUCAUCCGAUCCGACGGGCCGCUCAUUGAGAGGAUUAAGGCGGUGGCCGCCCCGGUUCGCGGCGGGGCCAGCUCCCGGCCCGCAGACCACCGUGGCCCCAAGGAGCUCACCUACCCGCUGGACCCCAACGGGAACAAGGGCCUGCUGAUGAAGGCUCCCACCCACACCAUCGUAGAAACCAUGAUGUAAAGGAAUGAGGCGGAGGCUCUCCAUGAGAUCGCUCUCUUCUCCUCUCCUGUCCUCUGAAAUGCUUCUAAAGCUAGCUAGCUUUCUGUCUGUCUGUCUAUGUCUGUCUGGUGGACUGAUAAGGGUUUUAAGGAAAAGAAGAAAAAAAAAAGAAGUUUCACUUUUCAAAUCUUUUAGGAAUACUUGGGAAGUAGUUUGCUGUUGGUGGUUUUCUUAAGAGGGUAGCCAUCACAUUUCAAAUCUAUUUCUGAAUUACUCACAAGCUGUGUUUUUGUUUUUUUUUUCUUAGUGUUUUUUUUUUUUUUCCUAUAAGUCGAUUUCAUGUGACUACAUGCUCCGCCGUUGUCUCGUUUGAAGGCAAUGUGGCAAAUUAGCACCAGCCUCUGGUCACACGCUGGUUGAUUUCUGUUUGUUCCACCAGCUGAUUCUGCAGAUAACCAGCCAUUGUUCUUAAAAAAAGCAGGAAGAAAGCGGUUAUUGAGUCUUGGAAUCAAACAGCGUUUUGUAGCCACAAAAGAUAGAAGAAAAAGUUUGAUCAUGGAGCCCCACAAACAGAUGUUUUGGGAAUGUUUUUUUUUGCCUGUGAUACACUAAUCCGAGGGCGCGUGCCAUAGGGUUCAGCUUAUUCUAUUCCGCUGUGUUCAGUCGAGGCCCUGUUGAGAUCGACAGGUUUUUUGAGGCAUUCCCCCCAUUUUAGUCAUCAGGAUUUCUGAAAUCAGCUGCACCAGGCAAGACUUUUAUUGUGAAAUGCAACUAACCAAACAUUGAUUCAGAUCAAUCCAAAUCAAACUCCGGUGGGAAGAAAACGUGACAAAUCAAAUCUCAAAACAAAAAUUGCAAAGCUGCAGCCACCGGAGUCGAAUCCAUUCCCUCGAUCGCCUCGUUUUUUCCCCCUCCAGCUGUAAUCAUGGACCUGCCACAUUGGCAAUAAUGAGCAAACUGAAAAUUCACCCUGUAGGUCACGAAUGCACAAAAUUCCCCGUGCUGCUAAAUUUUUUAUCUUUUUUUUUUUCUUUAGAAAUAAUCAGAAAAAUGUAUCGUUAACGCAGCCGCGGUAGCUGCUGCUGACCCUUAUCGAACCAGAAUCCUGGUUUUUUUAAAUGCACCUUAGCACAAAUAUUCCCAUCUUCCAUAGAGAGAACACGAGCACUGAGACGGCGACGGGGAAACCUGCUCCUGCACAAAGAGAGACGUAUCUGAAAGGAUUUGAAGUGUGGAGGUUGAACCCUUGAGUGUGUUGUCUGUGGCGUACUGUACAGUAGUAGCUAAUCAGUCUAUCUAUAUCUAUCUCUUUAUCUAUCUCUCUCUGUCCUAGACCAGUUUACAGUACAUUAGUGACUGCACUAGGCACUCUUGGCUUAAAAAUUUUUUGGAUUGGAUUUGUUUUAUUUGCUACAGAGGAAGAUACAUUAUUAUUAUUAUUAGUUUUUUUUUUUUCCUCUGUCAAUGUUUAGAUCUUUUGUUUUUUUUUUAUUAAUGUUAUUGGUAUUCACUAUUGAAUUGCUGUAGUUUUACAUAGAAGAAGGAACACUUCUUUCAUCUGGUGAAAAUACUAAGCUAUUAUACAAAUCAUACAUUUACAAUGGCAGCCAUUGUAGUAUAGUCCUCAUUCUACUUUUCUUCUGCCUUGGUCCUGACAAUUCUGCCUUUAGCAUCACAUAGAACAUACAAUUGAUUUUAUUCCCAAAUAUUUUCUCUUGGUGGAGGGUUAUAGGGGCUUCAAACAGCAGUUUACUGCACAGUCGGGAAAAAACCAAUGGGGAUUCUACAAUGGCUCCAUCUGUACAUUUGUAGGUGUUGGGGGUUUAUAGCUUUUCCUCUUCUGUAAAUACCAGUGGACAGUAUUUAAUUUGGAUAAACUCAGCCAGACGGGGCUCUGCAGCCAGCGGUUCAACACCAUGUCACCAAGUCAGCGACUCAAAGCAAGCCCUGGUUGGGCAACACUGCCAACAAACCAGCCGGUGUCGACUCGUCUGAGUGUCAGAGCUCCCUCCCAGACACUGUGAAACGUGGCAGCUGGCUGCAGACAGAUUUAGUCAGUGACUGACAGAGUUUGGUCUUUUCCAGAGUCACCAUGUUGCUUCACCUCAAUUAAAAUGAGCGAUAAGGGGCUUCGUUUCAAGCGCAAACCGUUCAAAAAAAGCAAUUAAAUGGUCCAAAAAAAAAAAAAUGCAUGAAAGUGCAAGUUUUGCGAGUCGGGCAGAAUCGCCCGUCCUCGUUUGGGAUUAGAGAGCAAAUAAAAUGCCAGACUUUGUGGGAUCUUAAAAUGCUGCAACAACAAAAAAAAAGAAGAGGGAACAGUUGCAAUUUAAUACUACAGCCAACUGUCCUUUUCUCUUAGAUGAAUAUAUAUUCUUGUUUUUUUCCGAUUGGACGUUUCUUGCAGCAGACAAUUAAAUCUCCUUUGUUGAGAAGUUGAAACGAGCAACAUCCCAAACUCGCCCCGCGAUACACGAGCUGUAUCCUCGACGCUGGCUGAUUUUUUUUAACAGUCGUGACGGCAGAUUCUACAUCCAUCACAAUAACGAGGGGCCAUAAUACUGAUGAUGGGAACCGUUACCAACCGAGAGCUACGACAGUCACCGCCGCUAUCCUCAUUUCAAUAUGUCUGUGUUAACAAGGGGUUUCCCACGUGUAUGUGUCACCAGCGACCAUCCACUCAGGACCUUUCUCUGUAGUGCUUUUGUCUACUGUAUAGCUGCAUUAACCCAGCGUCCCAAAAAAAUUAGACUUUUUAACUGUGGGUGACAAAGAGCCGCGGCGGUAAUAAUCAAAACCGAUGCUUUCAUCCAGCUUGAAAGGCCGUGAGGGCAGCUCUUUGCCGCGUGGAACGGAAAAAAAAAAUAAAAAAUCACACCUCAACUGCCUAUUUUAUCCACAAUCAAAGGCAAAAAUCCAGAGAGAGUGAGUGGAAGUGAGUCUUUAAUGCACCUUAUUUGUAUAAUUUGGAUUUCAUAUCAAAUGAUGAGGCCAAAAACAAAUACUGCCAUCUUUUUAUUCAGGGUUCUCAGUGGCCUCUCCUGUAACAGCAACAAACAAAUAUAUCGGGAUACUGUCGACACACUCUGCUUUUGCUCUCCCAGAAGCAGACACAUUGAAAUGCAUACAGUUAUACAGUAAACACACACACAUUGCAGGAAUCCGACCAACAACUCAGCAUCAGAAGCAACAGCGAGACCAGGGCCUCAUUUCAUGGUUCAUUUAAGCUCUGAUCAUUUAUUUGUCAGUUUUGUUUUUAAAUUUUAUUUUAUUUCUUCAAAUAGAAUAAAGUAGUCGAUAUCAUUAAAAGGGAUUUGCGAAACCAAAUCCGCAGCAGACAUCUAUUUUCAUACAACUUUUUCCUAUAUAAGUCGUCUUUGUACAGCUAAGCUCCCAUUUUAAUACAGAUACAAAGCUUCAUUUUAAUCGUAAACUUUUGUACAGAUCUGGCUCUUGGUUCCUCUGAAGGAUCUUUGCACCGAGGAGAAAAGAAAAACUGUCGACAAAAAGCGGUCAGAACAACCGGACGUUUUAAAAACAGUAUGCAAACAUGAUUUGUGGCACUUUCAUUUGUUUAAAAUUGUGCACAAUUCCAAGAAACAGCUGCCAGUAGCAAAGCUGAAAAUGAACUCUCUAUUGGAAAGU
Molecule: messenger RNA, 6295 nt
Organism: Stegastes partitus (bicolor damselfish)
Lineage: Eukaryota; Metazoa; Chordata; Actinopteri; Pomacentridae
Product: sodium- and chloride-dependent taurine transporter-like
Exons: 15
Coding region: 794-2674 (626 amino acids)
Biological process (GO): taurine transmembrane transport; amino acid transport; sodium ion transmembrane transport
Cellular component (GO): cell projection; plasma membrane
Molecular function (GO): gamma-aminobutyric acid:sodium:chloride symporter activity; taurine:sodium symporter activity
Source: RefSeq, a predicted model, not a curated record